Maniola jurtina (meadow brown) is the source of this 3081-nucleotide messenger RNA. RefSeq names its product nucleolar GTP-binding protein 2 (gene Ns2). The coding region runs from base 152 to 2959 and encodes 935 amino acids. Gene Ontology annotation, cellular component: nucleolus. The record is from RefSeq and is a predicted model, not a curated record. NCBI's taxonomy places the organism in Eukaryota, Metazoa, Arthropoda, Insecta, Lepidoptera, Nymphalidae. The transcript is spliced from 4 exons. Gene Ontology annotation, molecular function: GTP binding.
GUUGUAAUCAAUUCUUCUGCAACUGUCAACAACAGGCGUCUGACUGACAUAACCUCUAAAAUAUAUGAUUUUUGAGCAAGCAGCAGUGUUAUUUUACCGCGUGUUAUUAUAGAUACAGUGUUCGUGGCUGUGAUAUAUUUUAAAUUCCACCAUGGGGAAAGUAAGGUCUGCUUCGGGGGCGCCCCGAAAGCAGGGCUUCAACAAAUCGGGGCAUUCCAUGAAUCCCGAGAGGCCAACCGAAGGUUUGAAGGGCGUUGGAAAACCUAGAACUAAGGGAACAAUAAAGAGGCUUCAGAUGUACCGUAAUUUCAAAGCGAAGAGAGAUAAGACAGGCAAAAUUUUGACACCUGCGCCCUUUCAAGGUUGGCUGCAAUCCGGCACCCAAGCUAGAGUCGAGCCAAAUCAAAAGUGGUUUGGAAACUCUCGAGUAAUAUCACAAAAUGCAUUACAAAAAUUCCAAGAUGAGUUCGGAGCUGCAGUCAAAAAUCCUUAUCAAGUGAUAAUGAAACCGACCAACUUGCCAAUAACACUACUCAAUGAAAAGGCCAAAAAUGCAAGAGUUCAUUUGCUUGACACAGAAGGGUUUGAUAAAACAUUUGGCCCAAAAAAACAAAGAAAACGAGUCAACUUAAAAUUUAAUGACUUGGAAACUUUGUCUAAGUCUGUUGAAGAGAAUGCUGAGAAAUAUGAUGAGACUAAGGAUAUAGACAGAGUCCGUGAAGAUAGCGGCAUGAAAGAUGGUCAGAGGGAGUGGAUAUUUGGUGCAGGGAUGAGCCGAAGAAUUUGGAAUGAACUGUACAAAGUGAUAGAUUCCUCGGAUGUCUUGUUGCAAGUACUUGAUGCUAGAGAUCCAAUGGGCACCCGUAGUCCAUAUGUGGAAAAAUUCUUGAGAGAAGAAAAACCACAUAAACACCUAAUAUUUAUUUUAAAUAAAGUUGAUUUGGUUCCCAACUGGGUAACACAGCGAUGGGUGGCAAUCUUAAGCUCUGAAUAUCCCACAAUAGCUUUUCAUGCAUCUAUGACACAUCCCUUUGGUAAAGGUUCACUUAUAAAUUUGUUGAGACAGUUUGCUAAAUUGCAUAUUGACAAAAAACAAAUCAGCGUUGGUCUCAUUGGCUAUCCAAAUGUAGGCAAAUCUUCUGUUAUCAAUACACUGAGAGCUAAGAAAGUGUGCAAAGUUGCACCUAUUGCUGGUGAAACUAAAGUUUGGCAGUAUAUAACAUUGAUGAGAAGAAUUUACUUAAUUGAUUGUCCUGGCGUUGUGUAUCCUUCUGCAGAAACGGAUACUGAAAAAGUUCUUAAAGGUGUAGUAAGAGUUGAACUAGUGCAAAACCCUGAAGACUAUAUAGAAGAGGUAAUAAAAAGAGUCAGAAAAGAGUAUCUUGUGAAAACAUACAAAGUUGAUGGAUGGGAUACUGCAACAGAGUUUUUGGAAAAAUUAGCAGCACGAACUGGAAAAUUAUUAAAGAAAGGAGAGCCUGAUAUUCCACAGGUAUCAAAAAUGGUUUUGAAUGACUGGCAAAGAGGCAAACUUCCAUUUUAUGUUGCACCUGAAGGAUUUGAGGUACCGUUACCGAAGCAGGAUGAAACAGAUAAAGAGGCAAAGAAAACAAAUGAAGAGAAAAAAGAAGACACUCCUAGCGAGGUGACUGAAUUGGAGGCAAAGGAUGAGGCAUUGGAAAAACCGACGCUGACUGUCAAUAAGUUAGUGAUAGCACAAGAUUUUGCUAAGAUCAGGGUAGGAUUGCAGUUUGAUAAUGAUGAUGAUGUGAAGCCACUCAAUAACAUUGUUGUUCCUGAAGAGUUACAAGGCAUAGAUGAAACACUUGAUGAAAGCAAAUCACAAAAUGGAGAAGAAGAGAAAAAUGAAACUAUAGAUGACAGUGAUUCAGAUAUUAGUGAGUUCUAUAGCAAUGAUGAAAAUGUAUGCAGUGAUGUGGAAGAUCAUUUGACUAAUGAUCCAGAGACUGUGAAAGAGUUAAAAAGAAAGAGGCUCCAAGUAGCAAGUGGUACAUUCACAGUAGAAGAGGUGGGACAGAAAAGAAAGAAACUGAAGGCAAACGAUGAUGCAUCUACUAAAAAGAAAAUGACUGCUAAGCAAAGACGUGCAUUGGAAAGGGCGCAAAAGCGUACGAAAACAGGAAGCAACUUUUAUGAAGUAUCAAACAUGUCUUCUGGAAGUGAAAGUGAUGACGACUAUGUGCCUGAAGAGCCUGUUCAGGUUUCAGAGGAAGAAUCUGCAGAUGACGAAACCAACUUAGAGUAUGAAAAGAAAGUAGAACACAAAGCUAAGAAAAGAAAGUCUGUGCAGCCUCCCAAAGGUAAAAAAAAACUAAAAACAAGAAACGGUAUUAAAGAAAUUCAGAAUAAAGAAGAAUUGACGUCUGAGGAAGUAGAACCAGCCGCUGAAAACCCAGAAGAAGAUAAAAAAAGGGAAGAUGACCUAUGGGCUAAAUUCUUAGAAGGAACUGACACAAAACCAAAGACUACAAAACCAGAACCGAGUCCUGCGCUGGCUGUAAAACCCGACAGCGAUGUACUGGAACCUAAACAAACCAGUGUUAGUAAAGAUAAAGAAGGCGAUAAAGAAAGAGAGAAAAGAAUAUUCGAAUUUGCAGGAGAAACUAUUGUUGUUGAAAAUAAUAUGAUUAAAGAGAAAAUUAAAACCCCAGAAACUGCUGCUACAGUAAGUAAAUUAGAAGAAAAAUCGCGAAGUCGAGGCGGUGGCCUAUCCAAUAUUUUAGGUCAGCUUAAUAAGAAGAACACCCUAUCGACGCUCGAGAAAUCUAAACUAGAUUGGAUUACAUAUAAAAAAGAAGAAGGUGUAGAGGAAGAAAUUGCAAGUAUUAACAAAGGGAAAGCUGGGUUUCUGGAUCGUCGCGACUUCUUAGAAAGAGCGGACUUGCGCCAAUACGAGAUUGAGAGAGAUUUACGUAUGAGCAAACGCAGCAAGCGAUGAAUAGGUACUCACUUAAACAAUUUGUUGACAAGCUUACGAGUACAUACUACGUUUGUGUGUCGACCUUUUAACCUCACGCCAUAACUGAUUGUUAGAACUUCUUAAUAAAGAAAGCAAAUUAA